GAUCUUUAUCUUGCCACACCUGCUGUGACACGGGACCUCGGUUUUUGCGGUCUCAUCCGAAGGACCGCCCCAUUUAGUCGCCUCUUAUAACAAGCAAGGGGUACUGAGGACCUAUUCUAACCCGGAUCCCCACGGGACUUCGGAAUUUAGAAGCGAGCAUAUGACCUUAAAACGGAGGUCCCAUGUUGCGGCAGGCGUUGGCAUGUUAAAAAUAUAGUUCUAAGCGUAAACUUCGCGGGAAAUCAAUGACGUAGCAGAUUACGUGAGGUGCAUAGCCAAUGAAAAUAGGGCAAAUGGUAAAACAUUUCGAUGGUGCUUUAAUAGUUCAUCGAUUGGUAACAGACCAGGAAUGAAAGAAAAUCGGAACUUUUUUAAGUUAAAAGUCAGAAUAAGGAUUGAUUUAUUUAUUUUUUGUAAAAAGUUUUAUUAGGGAGAAAAUACAAUAUUCCAGGUUUACCCAAUGGCAAACCACCCGAGGUGUGUAUCUUGGUUCACUUAACCAAAUUAAGGAAUGAGCUUAAAGACAAAUAUAAAAAAAAAAAAAUUUAAAAAAAAAAAAAAAAAAGGUCUGGUGAUGGAGAGUGGGACGCGUAGCAAGAGUUGAUUUUCAAUCAACAAUGUAGCGUCGCCUGCGCUCUGGAUUAACACGGCCUUGCAUCAAAGAAGGGGGCGCCAUAACUGAUACCAAGCAGAAUUUUUAAUGUCAGCUUGUGGAGAGUUCAAUCGACGUGACAAGUAACGAUACGUGCCGUCUCGCACUGUCCGGAGAGGAGGACGGUCAACUGAUCGGUCAAGUAUCAAAGGUGUCUGUUCCCCCCUUAACUCCAGUUAAUAAACAGCUAGCAUUUUGUACAGAGCGAGUAGUUUUCCAUUGUACAUUGAAUGCGGCGCGUUCAGAGAGGAUUCACGUGACAACAGAGUCCAUUCCACUGUGUUAUACGAUGACAGGAUACCAAAGUCGACCACGGAAGUGAAUCACAUCACAGAAUGAAGAAUAAUCGUAGUCCAACAAGCCACCCUGUGGACAGGGGGUGGUCAUGGGUCAUUCUGCUAGCGUCCAGUCUUAUCUUCAUGAUAUACGUUGGUACUAUCAAAACUUCAGGCUUGUUUUUCGUGGCCUUUCAAGAACACUUCCAAGCCGAGGCGUCCACGACAUCGCUAAUCCCCGGGAUUCUUCAGACCGUCUACAGUACUGCAUCUCUUCCCAUCCUUACCUUUGGACUGCACCACUUUUCUGUCCGUCAGAUUAUAGUAGUCGGGGGAUUUCUAGGAUCCGUCGCCUAUUUGAUAGGAUUCUUCGCAGACCGCAUCGAAAUCAUCAUCCUAUCGCACGGUGUUAUAUACGGAAUGGGGUUUGCCACUCUUCACGGUCCUGCAGCCUUCAUGAUCGGUACAUACUUCGACAGGCGCCGUGAAUUGGCAAACUCCAUCCUAGUGGCAGCUUCCGGUUUCGGCGGUCUUGUCCUUCCGCCUCUCUAUCGGUACCUACUAGACGUUUACGGGCUCCAAGGAGCGAUGCUCAUCUUGUCAGGGAUCAUACUCAACGUCGUGGCUUUGGCAGGCUUUCUCAAACCUCCCUCUCUGUUUCAAACGCUUGCCGAUAAACUCAACAUCGAACCUAGUCAUAAAAUUUUGAGUAUCCGCGAAAUACAAGACGACAAAGGGCGUCCUCCAUUACAGAACGGGAAGCAGCGCUCGAUUUCACUGAGUGAAAGGGCGCCGUCGUCUGAGGUAGAAAAUGGCGGAGGUUGGGGAAGUCUGCCCCACCGGCUGGACGUCCGUUCACAUCAGAUUUCCAGUCCUACAAGGAGUGUUCAGAGUUUGGGAAGCACUGAUGCCGUCUACAGCUUUUCCCAAACACAACUAAGUGAAUCGUCUACCGACAAACAGAACAGACACAAAAUCAUUGACGUUUCAUUGUUAAAGAAGCCGUUACUUCAGUUGUAUAUGUUUGUCUAUUGUUUUGGUAGUAUCGGUUCAGCCUACGGUCAUAUAUUUAUAUCUCCCUUUGCUCGGGACCACGGCAUUAGUAGAAACGAUAUAUCUAUUCUGAUCUCAGUUACCAAUCUGUGUGAUUUCAUUGGACGAUUGACGUGUGGCGUGAUAGCCAAUCAACGGAUGAUGAAGAACUCCACCCUCGUGGCGGUGAGUCAGAUUAUUACUGGGGUAAUACUGGCUCUCUGCUCGUUUUACGGACCGUUCUGGAGUUUCAUUGUGCUUGCCAUUGUGUACGGUUUGUUUUCCGGCGCCAUUUUCUCCAUGACGCCCGCUCUCAUAGCUGACUUUGUUGGAAUGGAAAAUUUCAGAACGUCGUUCGGAAUUUUGAUUCUCGGACAAGGAAUUACCAUGGGUGGAGGUGCUCCAUUUUUAGGUUAUCUUCGUGACGUCACGCAAACCUACACGACAUCCUUCUAUUUUAUGGGAUCCCUGUUGCUGAUGUCGGGGCUGGCGUUGUUAUUGGAGCCUUGUGUUCGGUCCCGACAGGAAAACAUGGAAUCCGGAAAAAACGAUCCAGAGGAAGUGACUCUUUCCGUAUGACGUCACACCCACACAGUUUUAUAUAUCUUCAUUGUAAUAUACAUGUAUUAUGUUUGUUGAGGACCAAAACUUUAUAUAUAUAUAUAUAUAUAUAUAUAUAUAUAUAUAUAUAUAUAUAUAAAAGAAAGAAAUACAAUUAAUUCAUUU
Messenger RNA from Ostrea edulis (European flat oyster), 2685 nucleotides. RefSeq names its product monocarboxylate transporter 12-like. NCBI's taxonomy places the organism in Eukaryota, Metazoa, Mollusca, Bivalvia, Ostreida, Ostreidae. Bases 988 to 2538 code for a protein of 516 amino acids. The transcript has 6 exons. Gene Ontology annotation, biological process: transmembrane transport; monocarboxylic acid transport. Gene Ontology annotation, molecular function: monocarboxylic acid transmembrane transporter activity. The record is from RefSeq and is a predicted model, not a curated record.